This is a messenger RNA of Lachnellula hyalina, 4062 nucleotides long. RefSeq lists its product as uncharacterized. NCBI's taxonomy places the organism in Eukaryota, Fungi, Ascomycota, Leotiomycetes, Helotiales, Lachnaceae. The transcript is spliced from 2 exons. The coding region runs from base 1 to 4062 and encodes 1353 amino acids. The record is from RefSeq and is a predicted model, not a curated record.
AUGGCGGACGCGAUGCUCUCCUCGCCAGAUCCUCUCCAAGAUACUCCAGCCUUUCAAGCACCCCCAAAAUUGCGACGCGCUUCAAAAGCCAGAAGCUCUCUACCCUCCAAGGGAAGUUCCCCAAAGAAGCAGACUUUCAACCUCGAUGUCGGAGAUCAAAUAUCCCCGCAGAAGAUACGAGUUACCGUUGAGGCAGGCGAAUCUGAUAACGAGAAUGCAUAUACCCACUACAUCGAAGGCAGAGACAGCUCGCCCUCAAAGUCUCGCGCGCCAAAUAAUCGACGCCGAGAACGAACAACUACCACCAGAGUGCCUGUCAAAGGACUCUCGGACUCCGGGGAAGAGACGCAGCAUGUUCCAACACCCAAGAGAGGCAGAGGGCGACCUAGAAAGUCUAUCGGAACUCCUAUACCUGCGAAGAAACGCGGACGCGCCGGUACCCCCACCAAAAAAGUCAAUGCUCGGAGAAAAUCCGUCGACGUGUCGGGGAAUGAGAAUGAAGAGGAUGGUAGCUUUCAGAUUGGCAAAGGCGUAGAGAUUGGGAGAGGAAAGGGAAGGCCGAGGUCCAGAUCCAAAAAGACAGCAGCCCAAAAGUCAACUCCAGCAUCUGAGCAACCUGCUUCAGACCAGGUAGUAUCAAGUAUUACUAGCAAGAAAGAACACGGCCGGAGGGAGACUCUAUUACCAGAAGAUGUCGCAGUUUUGGAAGAUACUAGAAACGAUGCCGGUAUGGAGAAUAAUGGAGCAGGCGAAUUGGAGGAAAUAAGUGGAGCUUUGCAGCCCAUUGAUUCAAACGACCAGUACCCAUCCUCUGCCUAUUCAACUAUUCGAUCAAUAAAUGCAAUUGAGGAUGCAUAUCCAGAUGUUACCAUUGCUAGAUUUCAUCCUGGCGAAGAAACUCCGCGCAAGGCUGGCUGGUCGAGCCCAAGGAUUGUCGAACCAAUACAGCAGUCUCCUUUGACCCAUGUCGGAAUGGUCUCUGUACCGCCCUCAGACAGAUAUCAGAGCGAAGAUCGACAAGAUGAAGGUGGAGAGGACGAUGAAGCACGGGACGGCCUCGGUGACAUGGGAGAAUUUGAUACCAUCUUGGAGAGCGAAGGAUUCAGUAUGAUAUCUGUCGAUUCGGUACAUUCACUGCGCGAGCACCUGAGUAGCCCUAUGAAUCAAAAACAAGAAAGCGAACCAGCAAAGCCCUUGAAGAACCAGAAUCUGCUCUCCGUUCAGGAGGCCGUAUAUGACGACUCCUUUUCAGAAAUCCCAGAAGAAGUGCUGGAAGCAGCUACCCCAGCACGAAAAGCGCCAAAUCGACAGCUACUUUCUGUCCCAAACCCACGACUGGAUGAUACUUUCUCAGGCAUACUUCCAGAAAUUCUUGAGUCUACAACACCCGCACCCGCCCAGACGUCACAAGUAUCGAGGUUGAUGUCGUCGAAUAAAUCGAGAGUUGACAAAUCCAUCUCGAGAAGAGCAACUGGUGCUCCUGAAACAUCGACUUCUGCUGAAGGACUUCCCAAAGAAAUAAUUUCGGCACAGAAGCCGCAGAACCAAGAAUUUUAUGAGGAUUCUUUCUCGGCAAUUCCGGAGGAUGUAUUAGAGGCAGCAACUCCAGCCCCAAAGGUUCAGGCAGUAUUGAAACCAGCCGGGUGUUCAAUAUCAAACGGAUUGCAACCGCCUACCUCUAAGCUGGAUCUUUCUCGCUCUCAACAAACUUUAAGCCCUCGUCUCCUGACUCCCGAAGAGACUCCAUCUCCACCCAUCGAGCCCUCAACUGAGAAAACAUCACAAUCGAGUGGCAAAGCAUCAUCACAUUCUUCCGGAGGGGGCGCCAAGGAGAAGAUAGAGAUUGAGUCAUCCAUAAACAAUUCCCACAUGCCUUCUUCACCUCCAUCGAUAGCUUCUAAAAGGUAUACCUACACGGCACAUCUUCGCAAAAAUCGGCAACUAAAUCCAGAUUCGACGGAGACACCAUCGAUCGUAUUUUCUUCUCCAUCUUUACCGCCUCUUGUUCAACAGCCGCGACGACACCCUAAUUCAGGCCAAAGUUCGGAAACAAGCCAACGACCGCCCCUGUCUCCCGUUGCUCGUGCUGGUCGUGUGCUACAAGAUAUACAUAUACCAUCUUCACCAAGAAGUCGAUCGCAAAGCUUGGGCAGCCCUUUCAAAAGCCCUAAUUCUGACCGGCAAUCUCCGAGUGUGGCACGAGAGGCCCAGCCUUUCCCAUCUCAGGAUCGCUCUGCAAGGCCACUUCCCCAACUUGAUUUCACUGGUAAUUUGACAGCCUCGUCACAAAGUUGGAAUCGUCAGGCUAGCCAGGGUGACCCUUUCCACGACAAUAUUGCGGUUACAAACUCUUCUCAUGAGAGAGAGUUUAGUCUUGAGGUGCACAGCCCGCGAUCACAGGACAUCUCUCAUUCACGACUAUCUACUAUUAGAUCGGAUGCUGAUUCGGUUCGGAGUGAUGAUGCUAUGAGCUGGCAAGCAGAGAAUGAAGUCCCUCUCAGCGGCAGUGCUCUAUCCACCAAUAAUAGCGCCAACUUAUCUGUGAAUACAAGAAGCUUUUCAGCUGCGAGUACUGGUAAAAUCAACUCAACUGGGAAUCAAAGGGAUGCAGCUGAAAGGGCUGAUAUUAGCAAGCAGAUUGAGUCUGCCAGGCCAAGUGAAGUUAUCGUGAUAGAUUCUGAGGACGAUCGGCCCAGCGCUGGUCGUGGUGACGAGGAUGAGGAUUUUGAUUUAUUGUUGGAGACAAUGAAUUCUUCCUCGCCAAUAGUAUCACCAUAUCAAAGUCAAGGACCCUCCAAGGAGGUGUUUGAGAAGCCCAGGAGAAGCAAAAUACCAAGCCCAUGGAGAAAGAACAGCAAGCGCUUGGUGUAUAAUGAUGAACUGUCAUCGCCAACUCUUACGUCUGCUAUUAGCCUUGGCAAGAAUAUUGCAGGCAACGCUUCCUCCAAACCUGUGACCGUGAAACAAGCUUUCACAGCUCACCAAGAGAGUGACAAUACCAAUGAUGUUGAUCUCUCAGGAUGGCAGAUACCACAGAAGUCAAACUUUCAACCGCGCCCAAGAGAAAGUGGUAACCUAGACCUCUCUGCAUUAUUUGCGAAUUCUCCUCCCAAGAAGCUACCUGUGCUGUCAACAAGUUCGCGCAACACUUCUUCUCGAGUAGAAGGUAACUCGGACCGGUCACAACCAAGAGAAACUAGCAGUAUUGAUUCACGUCUCAACCGCCCGAGAGAAGAAACAUCUUUCGCUCCAAUCCCACAGAAGCAAGGUUUUAAUCCACGGCCUCGUAGCGAAGUUGCAUCAUCACCUCUAAAGCAGCCAAUAUUGGGUCUCUUCGAUCAUCCACCAAGCCGUCCAAUCUCCACCCCACGCCCAGAAUCCUCAUCCUCAGCCACACACCCCCUCGUUCCCUCCUCUCAUAGCAGAAGCAACAUCCAAGCCAACAUACAGACUCCAGCCGCCGCAUCACCAGAUUACCUCAACGACUCUGCCUCUUCCCUCACGGAGAGAGAAAAUCAACUCAACAUCACCCGCACCCUGAAAUGGACAAAAAACAUUCACCUAUCCUCAAGCUCAAGCUCAGAAUCCCACGCACCAGCUUUGACAUCUCCAACGAAAUCCAUCCUACGCUCCAACUCCCCUUUCAAAACACCCUCCGCCACAUCCUCAAACCUCAGCCCCUCAAAAGCCGUAACAUUCGUAUCCUCGUCUCCCAUUCCCCCCUCUCCAUCCCUGCCUUUAUCCGCAACAACUUGGUCGCAUGGUCACUGGCUGCUCUUGGAUCGCAUACUACAGAGCUGGAAGCCUGGUUCCGAGAAAGUUGAAAGGAAGAAGAGGAAUUCCACCAGAGUUGUCAGUAGAUUGCUAGGUCGGAAAGUACAUGAUGCGCGCGGCGAGAGCAUGGUGAUGGAGCAGUGGCAUUUGGAGGUUGUGGAUGAGUUCCGGGGGAAUGUGGACGGGUGGGAGGAGAAGGGGGUUGCGAUGAGGGUCUUUGCGCUUUUGAUUGGCGAGGGGAAGAGGAGGGAACGAGAGAAAGGGGGGGGAGAGGCAGAGUGGGAGUGA